UUCGAUCCCAACGGUCGAAUUCCGAAUACGGAUCAUCAUCAAAUGCAGCAGAUGGGGUGGAGAGGACGCAGCCUGUCCGCCGAAGGAUUCAAAUUUCGAAUGCCCAAAUUCCCUUUCCCCACCUAUUUCUCUUCGAUCCCCAUCGCCGUAGCUCAACGAGAACAAGGAAGAAGGAGGAGGACGAGGAAAGAUGGCUCUGAGAUCCCUCGACAACGCUCUUCCCACGUCCAUGAAGCGGCCCAAGAAGGUCGCCAAGGUGGCCGCCCCUCCUCCCGCGGCCAAGAGCCCGGCCCCCGCCCAACUUCCUCGCGAUGUCCGCGCCAACAACGAGAACAACCUACCGCCGGCACCGCCCAUGGACCAGUCCGUCGAGUACGUCGCUUCCGAGGACCUUAAACCUCUCUCCGACCCCGACGCCAGGAUGGCGGUAUUGUUGGAUGAAUUGAGUUCCAAAGAUUGGACGCAAGUGUGCGAAGCGUUGAAUGAUUUACGGCGGAUGGCUCUCCAUCACUCUUCUCUUUUGGUUCCGAUCUUGGGAAAUGUGACGGAAGUGAUAGUUAGAGCAAUGAAAAGUCCGAGGAGUGCACUCUGCAAGACAUCGAUCAUGGCUUCAGCUGACAUCUUCCAUUGUUUUGGUCAUCUCUUGCUGUUUACAACAGAGAAAAAUUCUUUUGGCCAGCUGCUGCUGCAACUUUUGCUAAAAGCAUCUCAGGACAAGCGAUUCGUUUGUGACGAAGCUGAAAAGGCACUCGAGAAGAUGGCUGUUUCCGUAUCUCCUCUUCCCUUGCUCAAGGAGCUUCAAUCUUAUGUGCGUCAUGCUAACCUUAGAGUGAGGGCCAAAGCUGCAGUAGCCAUGUCGAAAUGUGUCUCCAAAAUGGGUAUUGAGGUUAUGAAAGGGUUUGGACUCGCAACUCUACUCCAAGUGGCUGCUGAAUUGCUUAGUGACAGAUUGCCCGAGGCUCGUGAUGCAGCUCGGACCAUUAUUAAUUCAAUAUACCGUGAAUUUUCAAAUGAUAGUAAUAUAAAGGAUGUUGAUGAAUCAGCAGCAGCAGAGUCAUGGCAAAAUUUCUGUGCUUCAAACUUGCCUCCCAUUGCAGCACAGUCGGUAGCAAAGAUUGUUUCGCUUAGUUUCAUCUGUUCUUUGGCUUCUACAUGAAAUUUAUCCACCAUAUUCCAUGCUAUUUUGCAUUUCACGGGUUGUGAAAUGUUUGUGCGGCAUCGAAGCUGCUGAACUCCUCUAAAUUUAGAAGAUCUAAUAAGCAUUCUGGUUUGUUUCUUUUGCAUAGUGUUUUCUGGAACAUAAAUUGUGUGUACUAUACUGGUUUUUUUUGUUCUGUUGGUGUAAUUUCUGUAAAGGAGAACUCGAUCAUCGUUUAUGUGCUUUAUAUCAGAACAUUUUAUGUGCUAAA
Musa acuminata subsp. malaccensis (wild Malaysian banana) is the source of this 1409-nucleotide messenger RNA. RefSeq lists its product as uncharacterized. Gene Ontology annotation, biological process: microtubule cytoskeleton organization. Gene Ontology annotation, molecular function: microtubule binding. Gene Ontology annotation, cellular component: cytoplasmic microtubule. The record is from RefSeq and is a predicted model, not a curated record. NCBI's taxonomy places the organism in Eukaryota, Viridiplantae, Streptophyta, Magnoliopsida, Zingiberales, Musaceae.